Molecule: messenger RNA, 3778 nt
Organism: Leptinotarsa decemlineata (Colorado potato beetle)
Lineage: Eukaryota; Metazoa; Arthropoda; Insecta; Coleoptera; Chrysomelidae
Gene: peo
Product: ubiquitin E2 variant domain-containing protein pendolino
Source: RefSeq, a predicted model, not a curated record
GUCUGAAUGGUCCGGAUCUGGAUGGAUGUGUAAUUGUUAAAUCCUUAUCAGUUGUUAAUUUAUUUUUGUUUAUCUUGUUAUUGUUAAUAUAUUAUCUUGUAUAUCAGAUUAUUUUCAUGAUUAUCACUGUUAUUUUAAUCCCCCCUUUCAAAAUGCAAACGCAAGCAUCGUCUUCGAAGAAUGAGAAUUUCCAAAGGCAAGGCUCAAUGAGGAAAAUUAUACCUGCUGAUCCGAAUAAAGAAAACUUAUUCGAUCGACAAAAUGAGCAUGUUGAAAAUUUGUACAAAGUUUAUCGGCAAGAAUAUACCAUUUUAGCUGAAUAUAAAAUGAUUCAAAGCGAAAAUAUACGAGGUGUAUAUGUAAUUCCGUCCAGAGAAAAUUCUUUGAUGUGGUUUGGAAUAAUAUUUGUUAGAAGUGGUUACUUUGAAGGUGGAGUAUUUCGAUUCACCAUAUUUCUUGAUGAAACUUUUCCUGAUGCCAGUCACCCUAGAGUAAUAUUUCAUUCAGAAAUGUACCACCCCGUAGUAGAUCCUCAGACUAAAGAAUUAUAUUUGUUGGGAGCAUUUCCGAAGUGGGAUAAGUCUGAACAGCAUCUGUGGCAAGUUUUGAAAUAUCUACAAUGGAUUUUUUAUAAAAUUGAACACAGUCUAGAUCAUGCUAUAAAUAUGGAAGCUGCCAAAAUGUUCAAAAAUGACCAAGAAGCCUUCAAAUCAAAAGCUCAAGAAUUAGUGAAACUAAGUAAUGACCAUUUAUACGAUGACCCACCAACAGAAGACAAACAUUACAUCUGCUUUGAGCCUUAUGUUACAGAUGUACAUGACAGAGUGAGAGCCACAAUGAUCAGUACCCAAGAAGAACAAAUCUCAAAAAUGGGACUCUCCUGGGUACUUCCCGGAAACCAUAAGUCACUGACCCGACCCCCCACUCCUCCAUCAGAGGAUGAAUCAUGACAGAAGAUACUAGUAACUUUUAGUACAGGAAUUUUAAUACUUUUUUUAGUGAGUCAAAAACUUAUUUUCAUCAAGUAUUCGUCAAUUCCAUCACAUAUUCAUAUUUUUUAAACAUCUGCGAUAUCCAGAAAGUCCUUCCUUGUGACACAUUCGUAAGUAUCUAUUUGAUGUCGUUAAUUGCUGAAUUUAUAUAUUCCCUAGCCUGAAUGUCUCGCCAAGAAGUUUUCUUACAAAUAUCUUCAGAUUCAACAAAGUAUUUAUUACUAAACUCUAUUCAGUCGGAAUCAUUCAACAUUAAAGUAUAAUAAUGAUCUGAAUCAGAAUUGGAACGCGAAUGGAACAAUACUGAAAAUGACUAUUCAAAUCGGAGCUGAGUUGAGUUCAUAACAUAGGGCUAAAAAACAAAAUAAAAAUACCAAAAGAAUUGUAGUUGAGUACAAGGACAAGUACUCACUUAGAAAAAGAACUAGGGCUCUUUUCAUUUCAAAUGCUGCAAAUAGGUAUUUAAUGAGUGGGUAAUGUAGAAACCAUACUCACAAAAUAACGAACUGGAUAAAUGCAUACAGAAAUGAAUAUGGCUAGAUUUUGGAAAAAUAAUUACAAUUACAAGUACAAAAACGCCCGAUAGAAAAAAUAUACUAAACAUUUCAUUUGCUACUGCUUCAAUGUCUGAAAUUAGAAAACUUUCAGUUUCACAGUUGUUAUUGUUAAUUGAAAUUACUCGUUGAAGAUAAUGUUCCACAAUACCCAGACUCGCUUAAGGGGAGUAUUUUCAAAGUAUGGGCUAGGGCGUGAGAUUACUAAUCCAGUCCUGGAAGAAUGGAUUGGUGCCAAUACAGAAUCAGAUUGUUUUAAUUAUGGACAUUUAAUGUCUUCUUUCUUUCACUGAGGCUCCAUUUCAGAGCAAAAGUGUCAUUAUUCGAAUUUGGUGGGUGUAUCAACAUUUUUUUGGCUUCACCAUCGCUGAUACUUCAACCAAAUACUGUCGAAGUUUUGUAAAAGUCUGUGCACAUUCAGUAUUUUAAGAAACUAACACUUCUUAUGUUGAUAAUACAUAUUCAAGUAGGGGUCUAUCUGUAUUUAUUAGAUGAAAAUAUUUUGCAACAAGUUUUUAUUGUUAAAUUUUUUUAAUUGACUUUAAAAUAUUGGGUGACUUUUUAUUCUUGUUUUUAAAGUGAUAAGAAUAUAGCUAACAACUGAUUUGAAUAUUUGUGUUGGAAAAAAUAUUUUAAUGAUACUUUUUGUGUGCCCAUUGGGGCCAUGGAAUCGAUAAAUUCGAAUCCGUUUCUUUUUUUGUGAUUGUACAUUCAAGUAAAGGAUAAUCCAGCUCAACUUUCCGGGUAAGGCUGCUGUAGAGAGUCGCACUAAGGAACGGCCGAUUUUUGUAAAAAUAUGUUGCUGGGUAUAGGAAAAUUUUUUAGGUAUAGUGUAGACGAAUUAGCAGUUUCUUCAGCCCUAUCAGUACUUGACAUUUUACAAAUUUUAAACGUUAAAAUACCGUAUAUGUACACACCACAGGCUUUAAAACGUUUAUCACCACUCCGACCCUGUAGCGAUAUACCUGAACGAAUUCCGCCAGCCGAUUGCAGUUAAAUGUGAUUGGCCAGCGCAAGGAGGCUUGUUUAUUUUACCCAAUAGAUGCCAAUGUGCGUGGUAAUCACGCAUCUAUCAUUGUUUGGGUUACUUUGAUUGUUGUAUGGAUAUAGUUUAAAUCAUUUUAGCAAGUGGUCAUUGAGGGUUUCCUGCAGAUGAUUUGUGUGUUGUUGAGAUAAAGGCACUUUUGAAGCACUCAUUACAUCGUUGUACUUUUUGAGGACAUAUUCUGACAAGAGCAUCAGCAAACACUGGGAUCACGGACAAAGUAUGAUGAGCUGUUUCCUCGGGUUUUGGUCCUUGUUCUGUGUGUUUUUUCCUCAUAAGGAUUAUUCUCACAACGUUUCGGCAAAGUCUCAUUUGCUAUCUUCUAGUGAUGUCUGGAGUUUUUCAACUAGACUAAUUCAUUCGAUUUUCUUUCUUGGUUUCUUUGGAAGUUCCCAUUUUUUUUGUUUGAAAUGAUUUUGAAGUGGAAAGCCAAAACGUUUUCUUCAGAAAAAACUCAAUCUGUUCGAAAAUUAUUCACUUUUUUAAUCUUGUUUUUUCGAAAUUAAAGUGGCAUUGAAUUGUAAUGGGUUAACUCCUAUGACCUAUAAUGUCUUUUGGACGUAGUUGAAAUAAUUACUUGGUUAUUGUCCCAAAUCCUGAUUCAUUAUCAGCUAAUGUGAGAUGUACAAAAGACCUUGUAGGUUGUCAUAUGACGUUAGGUGCAGAAUAUUCACAGACAUUUCUUUUAAUGUACCUUAGUUCCAUUAUUCAAAGUUUAUUUCAUAAUUUUCUCUUGUAUUUUGAUCAAAAUGAUUUUCUAAACUGAAAAUUCCUAUUCUACUAAAGUAAAAUUGUUUACAUAUAAAGCCACGACAUGACAAAUAUGAAAUUGCACAAGGAACUUGAUGUUCUAUUUUAAGUAUAUGCAAUAUUAUAACUCACCAGUACUAGUCUUGCGUGUAUCAAACCCAGAUUCUUUCAAAUAUAUUUUCUUCAGAGUUUUGAAGAAUGAUCUAUUGAAAUGUAAAAAAUAUAUUUUGUCUCAUUGGAGUGCAAGGUGAAUUAUUUGAAUAUAUUCAUUGGUUUGUUCUCAAUUUUUUGAAAAAUAAAAAAUUUUUAUUAGAUUUGCCAAACGCAUCCAAUUAGACAUUGCAAUAAUUGUAGAGCUUUAUUCUUCGACUUAUUCAUAUUUGAAAUAUUUACAUUAGCACUUUAUAUUUACAAAUACAACUAACAUUUACAUUUUU